UCAUGCCUUUUCCAGUGAAUUGAAGGUAGCAAAAUUCCAUUCGAAUUCCUUCGACAAAAAUCUUAUUAUCGCUCCAAUAACGGGCUAUCAACAAUAACUAUCCAACUUCGAUGAGACCAGUGUGCGUCCAAUAACGCAAGACAGCCGGCAUUCUGCACACAGCUUUCAGCUCCACCUGAUGGUGCGCACCCAGAACCGAACUCUGCACAUCACAGAAAUGGAGUGUCUCUUCGUGCUGCCCGAAUCUGUUUGACAGUUCGCAACUGACGUUCAUGUGUAUGUUUUGUCAUUGCCGAACAUCUGUUACUUCAGCGAUGUUUUCGUGAUUUUCUUGACUUCAUUUGACUUUUUUCGAUAAAGAUGUUCACGAAAUUAUUCAGCAUUUACUCCAAUGAAAACAGUUCUGUUUAGAGCAUUCUGUGUCCCACAAAAUCGUGAGUUUGUAUCGCAUUAACGACUGGAAAGUGUUUUCGUAGAAAGUGGAUUUGCCUUUUGUCAGUUUCGCAAGAGCAGAUAUUGAUCGGAGAAGCUUCUGCAACCAACCCUCAAUCACCUCCAGACGGCCCGCAUCCCCUUCCGAGCCAGCUGCGACACCGUUCUAACAACCUUCGGAACACGACGACCAAGUCCGAGAUUUAUUAUGUUUUUGACGGAUUUCCUCAGACUGAUAGUUUGUGCUUGCGUUUUCGGGGCUUCGUUUUCGCGCGUCGACGGCUCGGACAGGCCGCGCGUUUACAUGAACGAGUUCGCCGUCCGCAUCCCCCAGGGAGAAGAGGCGGCCAAUUCCAUAGCGGCCAAGCACGGAUUCAUCAAUCGGGGACAGGUUGGCAGUCUGAAAGGUUUCUACCUCUUUGAACACGUACAUGUGCACAAAAGAUCGCUAGAUACCAGUGAUGAACAUCAUGAAAAACUCAUCAAUGAACCUGAGGUUGUCUGGGUGCAACAGCAGCACGAGAAAAGACGAAGAAAGCGCGAUUACGCCCUACCAACCACCUUCGACACCUACCCAAACGACGAGAGUGAAUUCCUACCCCACAGCCGCCUGCACUACAGAGCCAUACCAGGAAUCAACUUCCCCGACCCUCUGUUCAAAGAGCAAUGGUAUCUAAAUGGAGGUGCCAAAGAUGGAUUAGACAUGAACGUGGGACCAACCUGGCAAAAGGGAUAUACUGGUAAAGGUGUAGUCGUUUCAAUUUUAGAUGAUGGAAUUCAAACUAACCAUCCGGAUCUAGCCCAGAACUACGACCCCCUGGCGAGCACGGACAUCAACGGCAGCGACGACGAUCCGAUGCCCCAGGACAACGGCGAUAACAAGCACGGCACUAGAUGCGCUGGCGAGGUUGCAGCGGUCGCCUACAACCAGUUCUGCGGCGUUGGCAUUGCGUACAAUGCGAGCAUAGGCGGUGUGAGAAUGUUAGAUGGCGUGGUAAACGACGCGGUUGAAGCCAGAGCUCUGGGCUUGAACCCCGAACACAUAGACAUCUACAGCGCCUCCUGGGGACCAGAAGACGAUGGAAAGACGGUAGAUGGACCAGGUCCGUUGGCCAGAAGAGCCUUCAUCUACGGAGUCACAAGCGGUCGUAAAGGAAAAGGUUCGAUCUUCGUCUGGGCUUCUGGAAACGGAGGAAGGCAUAUCGACUCUUGCAACUGCGACGGAUACACUAACAGUAUUUUCACGCUCAGCAUCUCUAGUGCCACGCAAGGAGGCUACAAACCAUGGUAUUUAGAAGAGUGCUCCUCGACAUUGGCCACGACUUACAGUUCGGGAACUCCAGGACACGACAAGAGCGUCGCGACGGUAGACAUGGACGCCAGGUUGAGACCCGAUCACAUCUGCACCGUAGAACACACCGGAACUUCCGCGUCCGCCCCUCUAGCUGCUGGGAUUUGCGCCCUGGCCUUGGAAGCCAACCCCAGCCUAACCUGGAGAGACAUGCAGUACUUGGUCGUUUUAACCUCGAGAGCAGCGCCCCUCGAGAAAGAGACUGGUUGGAUCUCCAACGGUAUGAAGAGAAAAGUAUCCCACAAAUUCGGUUACGGUCUGAUGGACGCGUCUGCUUUGGUCAACCUGGCCGAGAAAUGGACAACCGUGCCACCUCAGCACAUCUGCAAAUCACGUGAAAUCAGCGAAGAACGGGAGAUAGGCUCUAAGUACGGCGACGCCUUGAAUUUAGUCAUGGACGUAGACGCCUGCAUGAACACCCUGAAUGAAGUGAGGUACCUGGAGCACGUCCAGUGCAAGGUUACCUUACGCUUCUUCCCCAGAGGCAAUCUUAGAAUAGUGUUGACGUCGCCGAUGGGCACACAGUCCAUCCUACUCUUCGAGAGGCCCAGGGACGUGCUCAGCUCCAACUUCGACGACUGGCCAUUCCUCAGCGUCCAUUUCUGGGGCGAGAGGGCAGCUGGGCGCUGGACCCUCCAGGUCAUAAACGCGGGCGAGAGACGCGUCAACCAACCGGGCGUGCUGAAGAAGUGGCAGCUGGUGUUUUACGGAACGAAAGUGAACCCCGUGCGGCUACGUCAGACAUUAGGCCCGAACGUCAAGAGCACGUGGAAGCUACCGCUCGGUUCGUUCUUCUCGCCCACUCCCUCGGAGCCAGUAACCCAAGUGACCGAUAAUUUUUUCAGUCCCGACAUCUUCAAGAAUUUCAACAAUUUUGCGAACGUCUACACGUUCUCUGCAUCGGACCCCGAACAGAGUGUGACGUCGCUGGACGGCAAGAAGACGAUAGUUAGGCAGAAUUUGGAGAAUAACGAAAAUGACGAGGAGACCAAGGACGGUUGCGACGACCAGUGCGACUACCAGGGCUGCUUCGGGUCCGGACCCUCGAAGUGUAUCGCGUGUAGGAACAACAGGAUGGACGGGAACUGCGUGAGGGCAUGUCCUCCCAGGAGCUUCGCCGACCCCAAAGGUGUAUGUCAGAUGUGUCACGAAGCGUGCGAGACAUGCACCGGUCCCGAUCCGAACAGCUGCCUGACCUGCUCUCCCGGAUACGUUCGAGUCCUCGAUCUCGGCAUCUGUCUGCAGCAGUGCCCUGAAGGCUAUUUCGAAGAUUAUCUGCACAAGACCUGCGUAACUUGUCAACCAAACUGUUUGGCCUGUCAGGAAAGACCUGACCACUGUACAAGCUGUGACCACCACCUUCUCUUGUAUCAGAACAAAUGUCUAGCUGCUUGUCCAGUUGGCACCUACGAAACCGAAUAUUACACAUGCGAACCUUGCCACAACAACUGCGAGACCUGCAGGGGCUCCAACAGUUCGCAGUGCAUCUCGUGCAGCGCUGGUCGCUUCUGGCACGAGGGCGCUUGCAUCAAAGACUGUCCGGCACACCAUUUCUCCGACCUUCAUCAGAGGGAGUGCAUCGAAUGCCCCCCAGGAUGCUCGGAAUGCAACAGGACCACCUGCAUAUCGUGCCUGGAAGAUUGGCAGAUCAACGCCAAGGGGCGAUGCGUGCCCCACGGCAGCGAACGUUGCGAAAUAGAUCAGUACCUCGACGGUGGAAAUUGCAAACCUUGCCACUCUACAUGUGAGUCCUGCGACGGACCCACCGAACACGCUUGUUUGUCCUGCUCCAGUCCGCUGAUGCUGCAAGGGACCAAGUGCGUGGGAGCGUGCCGUAAAGGAUCCUUCCAAGACGAAAGCAGCAGAUCCUGUCAGCCAUGUCUUCACACCUGCGCCAAUUGCUACUCCAAAUCGAACUGCACAGAGUGCGCUAGUGGAUUAAAGCUCCAGGGCAGCGAGUGUCAGUCCACAUGUGCAGCCGGCUAUUACAGCGACAAAGGGCAGUGUCAGCGGUGCUACAUGAGCUGCAAGACAUGCAGCGGUCCGUUGCAGAACGAGUGCGUCACAUGUCCGUCCGGGUGGCAAUUGAUGGCCGGUCAGUGCAGACCGACUUGCCCCGAGGGAUAUUAUAAAACGGAUUUCGGCUGUCAGAAGUGCUAUCGCUCAUGCAGGGAUUGUCCCGGGUGUCCAUCAGAAGCAGACAAAAGAAAAAUAGACGUUGAAGCUCUUCUUCUAUCAGCACAGCCUGUUUCAACUCUUCAAAUUAUGAACUCCUUCAACUUUAUUACUGGUAUCACCAUCGCUGCUUGCCUCUGCAUCAUCAUGCUGUUCAUCAUACUUUUUCUUGUACUACAAAGGAAUGCCAUUCAGACGCCACCGCAACAAAGGUUCAGUAAAGUAUCGAUAAAGAAACCAAGAGUAACAUGCAACUAUAACGUGGUGGCUGUGAGUGAAGGGGAUUCUAGUGAUACAGACAGUUCAGAGGGCCGGAAAUUGAUAAAAUCAAAAACUGGGAGGACUGCAUGUUGAUAAAGUAUCCACGCUAGGUGUGUGUACAUAAAAAUUAUGAACUGAAAACUGUCUUCAUUGCCUGUGUUACCUAUAAUAAGAUAUUAAUUAAUGACUGUUCGACUCAUUAUAGCUUGAAAUUAU
Messenger RNA from Harmonia axyridis, 4435 nucleotides. RefSeq names its product furin-like protease 2 (gene Fur2). Gene Ontology annotation, biological process: protein processing. The transcript has 15 exons. Bases 641 to 4312 code for a protein of 1223 amino acids. Gene Ontology annotation, cellular component: trans-Golgi network; Golgi membrane. Gene Ontology annotation, molecular function: serine-type endopeptidase activity. The record is from RefSeq and is a predicted model, not a curated record. NCBI's taxonomy places the organism in Eukaryota, Metazoa, Arthropoda, Insecta, Coleoptera, Coccinellidae.